Argentina anserina (silverweed cinquefoil) is the source of this 642-nucleotide messenger RNA. RefSeq lists its product as uncharacterized. The record is from RefSeq and is a predicted model, not a curated record. Lineage: Eukaryota; Viridiplantae; Streptophyta; Magnoliopsida; Rosales; Rosaceae. The coding region runs from base 1 to 642 and encodes 213 amino acids. The transcript has a single exon.
AUGGGUUGGAUCAGUGGAGACUCCCAAAUUCAGGCAGCGUUUUCCCAAUUAUUUGGGGAGCUCUAUUCUUCUAUUGGCCCAAGAAGUUGGGGUAACUCGCUGAAUGCUAUUCAAGGCCAGAUUACUAGUGAUCAGAAUCUUUCCUUGUCCAAGCCUUUCUCUACGGAGAAAAUCUUUCUCGCCAUGAAACAGCUCGGCAACUUGAAAGCUCCAGACCCCGGUGGCUUUCUGGGGCUGUUUUACUUGAAAAAUUGGGAAGUAGUGCGAGAAAAUGUUAACAUAGUGGUUUCGAUGUUCAUAAAAGGUAAUGUCUCAAUGGAGAAUAUCAGCAAGACGAAUAUUGUCCUUAUUCCCAAAGUCCCUCAUCUGGAGUUGCCCUCCCAGUUCAGACCUAUAAGUCUUUGCAAUGGUUCUAUGACUUCUAUAAAGAUCAUUUCGAAGUUGAUUGCCAAUCGGCUCAAACCUCUGCCCCCGUCGCUCAUCUCCGAGAAUCAGAAUGCUUUUGUCCCUGACAGGCAAAUCCAGGACAAUCUGAUAAUAGCUCAUGAAGCUUACCAUUACCUAAAGCUAAAUAAGACUAAGAAGACCUUUGAAUUUACUCUCAAACUGGAUAUGAACAAAGCUUAUGAUAGAGUUGAGUGA